UUUCCGGUUCCGGGGGGGCGGGGCUUCGGGGGGGGAGAGGAGCCGGGCGCGGGGCACGAUGCUGAUCAAAGUGAAGACGCUGACUGGGAAGGAGAUCGAGAUCGACAUCGAGCCCACCGACAAGGUGGAGCGCAUCAAGGAGCGCGUGGAGGAGAAGGAAGGCAUCCCGCCCCAGCAGCAGCGCCUCAUCUACAGUGGCAAGCAGAUGAACGACGAGAAGACGGCGGCCGACUACAAGAUCCAGGGCGGCUCCGUCCUCCAUCUUGUCCUCGCUCUGCGGGGCGGCGGGGCCCGGCGGUGAAGGGGCGGGGCUCCUCCCAAGCCCCGCCCACCCGCCACGCCACGCGGGGGGCAGGGGGGAGCUCCCCCUCCUGGACCGCCCCCUGUGAUGCUCCCUCUUCCCCCCCCCUCCACCCCCGGCCCCGGUUGAUGAUGUAAUAAAGUGUCUUGAUGGUGUCA
Messenger RNA from Cygnus atratus (black swan), 459 nucleotides. It is a transcript of the gene NEDD8, whose product is annotated as NEDD8 ubiquitin like modifier. Gene Ontology annotation, biological process: modification-dependent protein catabolic process; protein neddylation; regulation of proteolysis. The transcript has 4 exons. Gene Ontology annotation, molecular function: protein tag activity; ubiquitin protein ligase binding. Bases 59 to 301 code for a protein of 80 amino acids. The record is from RefSeq and is a predicted model, not a curated record. Lineage: Eukaryota; Metazoa; Chordata; Aves; Anseriformes; Anatidae. Gene Ontology annotation, cellular component: cytoplasm; nucleus.